CCGCAAGACUACAGUAUGGCAAUCUCAUUUAAAAGUGCCCUUAAAGACAGUCGUUUCCCCCCAAUGACGAGGGAUGAGCUGCCACGGCUUUUCUGCUCAGUGUCUCUACUCACUAACUUUGAAGAUGUAUGUGACUACAUGGACUGGGAGGUGGGUGUACAUGGCAUUAGAAUAGAAUUCAUCAAUGAAAAAGGAUCAAAACGCACCGCCACCUACUUACCGGAGGUUGCAAAGGAGCAAGGAUGGGACCACAUUCAAACCAUAGAUUCCUUACUGAGGAAAGGAGGCUACAAAGCUCCGAUUACUAAUGAAUUCAGGAAAACCAUAAAGCUAACCAGGUACCGUAGUGAGAAGAUGACCAUGAGCUACACAGAGUACCUUGCCCAUCGUCAGCAUCAUCACUUCCCAAAUGGCAUUGGGCACCCCCUUCCACCAUACAACCAUUAUUCCUGACACUGAGCCGCAUGACCAGUCACUGGACCUCUCUGCAGACCUCUUCCCAGGAGACCCUGCCCCUUCUUGGUCUAGCUAUCUCUAUUACUGUACCAUUUUAUGAUGAUAGUUUCCGUUGCCAUUUUGAGGCUUCUCCAUAGUUGGUUAAGCUCAUUGUGGCAACGGGAGGGAAAACUGCAUUAUUACAAAGAUCCCAUACUUUUUUAUUGAAUCACUGCAGAUUUUUUUGCAGCAUAUAUAGCCCUUGGGUUUUUUAUGAAAUGUUAAAUUUCUACUUCAUUAACAUUGAAUUAUAUCAGUCAAGACUUUCUGUGACUGUGGAUGGAAGGAAGAGUUUAAGGAUUACAGUUGGGGAUUCUUUGCUCAGAAAAAAAAAAAAGGCAUUCAUGGCUUUUUCAUUAAUAGCUCUGUCAGGGAAUGAAACAUAUCAGAUUCAGGUAUUAUAUUAGACAAUGAAUUGCAUUUUCUUAACCUUCUUAAUAGUAGUCUGUGGUACAAUAUUUCAUAGACUUUCUUCUUCCCUUUGAGUUUUCCCAUGAGCUCCUUUGCUCAUCCGUUUAGGUCUCCUGCCGUGGUUGAGCAAGGAGCUCAUUGAAAAAAAAGACAAAGGGAAGAAGAAACUCUGUGAAAUGUGGAAAAAGGACCUGGCCACUUGGGAGGAAUAUAGGAAUGCUGUCAGGACCUGCAGGGAUGCAGCGAGGAAGGGUAAGGCCCACUUGGAAUUAAAUCUGGUGAGGGAGGUCAAGGACAGCAAGAAAGGUUGUGUUUUGUUUUUUUUUUUUUUGUUUUUUUUUUUCAAUAUGUCAGUAGCAAAAGAAAAUGUGGGCCUGCUACUUAAUAAGGUGGUUGCCCUGGUAACAGGGGAUGUUGAGAAGGUGGCGAUGCUGAACACCUUCUUUGCUUCGGUCUUCACUGAUUAGACUGUCCCUAUGGAACCUCAGACCAAGGAGGUAAGAGAGUCUGGAGAAAAGACUUUCCCUUGGUCAGGAGGAUCUGGUCAGAGAUCAUGUAGGCAAACUUGACUCAUACACAUCCACUGAUCCCGAUGGGAUGCACCCCCAAGUGCUGAGGAAGCUGGCAGAAGUGCUUGCCAAACCACUCUAUUGUCUUGGAGAAUGGGACAGGUGCCUGAAGACUGGAGGAUAGCCAGUGUCACUCCAGCCUUCAAAAAGGACAAGGAGGAGCUGGAAAACCACAGGUCAGUUGGCAUCACCUCUGUCCCUGGAAAGGAGAUGGAACAGCUUGUUACGUCAUCACCAAGCAACUGGAAGAAAAGGUGAUUAUCAGGAGCAGUCAGUGUGAAUUCACCAAGAGGGAAAUCAUGCUUGACCACCUUGGUAGCCUUCUGUGAUGUCAUCACCAGCUGGGUGGAUGAGGGGAGAGCAGUGGAUAUUGUAUACCUUGACUUCAGCAAGGCUUUAGACAAGACUUGCAGCCAUUCAGCAGGACAUGUACAGGUUGGUGAGUUGGGCAGAGAAGAGCCUGAUCAGCUUCAGCAAGAGCAAGUGUAGGGUCCUGUAUCUGGGAAGGAAUGACUGCACCCAUCAGUUGAGGUUUAGGGGCCUGCCUGCUGGAAAGGUGUUCUGCAGAGAAGGAGCUGGGUGCUGGCCAUGAAGUAUGCCCUUGUGGCUGAGAAGGCCAGCUUUAUCUUGGAGUGCAUUAAAAAGAGCAUGGCCAGCAGAUCGAGGGAGGUGAUCCCCCCUCUGCUCUGCCCUGGUGAGGCCA
This is a messenger RNA of Lagopus leucura (white-tailed ptarmigan), 2178 nucleotides long. RefSeq names its product AMMECR nuclear protein 1 (gene AMMECR1). Gene Ontology annotation, cellular component: nucleus. The coding region runs from base 16 to 453 and encodes 145 amino acids. The record is from RefSeq and is a predicted model, not a curated record. Lineage: Eukaryota; Metazoa; Chordata; Aves; Galliformes; Phasianidae. The transcript is spliced from 5 exons.